Molecule: messenger RNA, 662 nt
Organism: Moneuplotes crassus
Lineage: Eukaryota; Ciliophora; Spirotrichea; Euplotida; Euplotidae
Source: the annotation of a GenBank genome assembly
CCUGGUUGCAAUUUAUUAAAUUAAAUAUGGAAGUAAGAAGGAACAGACCUGGCACAAAAUCAGCAGACUUAUGGAACUGGGGAGUCGGAGACCUCUCCGAUAGAAACGAACCCUUCGCUGUCAGAGAGUUCUUACAAGAGAAAAUUAGAAAUGACCCUAAUGAUAUUGAAGGGAUCUGACAACCCCCUCCAGGCAUUGACGAAAAUAUAUGGCAGUAUGAGCACAUUAGACAGUUUUUAUUAGAACUUGAUUUGCUUGUGGUUCAACUACAGGGAAGCUGAAAUUCACAAACAUGUCCUAAAAUGAAAGCAACUGAGGACUGGCUCUAUUUAUGCGCAUCUCAUGAUUUCCCUCAAGAAUGCUCAGCAAUGGAUUAUAUGAUUCAUAAUUUAGAGUACUCAACGAGAUUAAUCCACAGUAGCAAGACUUCAGGGCCUGGAUCAAGCACUAAGCAUCUUCUGUCAAUAGUCAGAAGAAUCUACAGAUUCUUUACCCAUUGCUACUUUCAUCACCGGGAAAUAUUUAUUGAAUUUGAAGGCUGAAUGCAUUUAUGUGCAAGAUUUACUCAUUUUGUAACAUUAUUCAAAAUGAUGUCUCAGGAACUGUUCAUUAUCCCUGAAGAAGUGAUAUUCUAAUUCCUACCCAAAUUUUACAAAUUCUUG